This is a messenger RNA of Echinops telfairi (small Madagascar hedgehog), 605 nucleotides long. It is a transcript of the gene OVOL3, whose product is annotated as ovo like zinc finger 3. Gene Ontology annotation, biological process: epidermal cell differentiation; regulation of transcription by RNA polymerase II. The transcript has 4 exons. Gene Ontology annotation, molecular function: RNA polymerase II cis-regulatory region sequence-specific DNA binding; DNA-binding transcription factor activity, RNA polymerase II-specific. Gene Ontology annotation, cellular component: nucleus. Bases 1 to 570 code for a protein of 189 amino acids. NCBI's taxonomy places the organism in Eukaryota, Metazoa, Chordata, Mammalia, Afrosoricida, Tenrecidae. The record is from RefSeq and is a predicted model, not a curated record.
AUGCCCCGUGCCUUUCUAGUCAGGAGUCGGCGUCCACAGCCACCCAACUGGGGUCACCUGCCUGACCAGCUCCGGGGAGAUGACUAUGUCCCAGACUGCAGCAGCCUGGGAGGACGCCCAGCACACCAGGCUUCCAGCCGUGGGGACUCCUGGGCAGCGCCCACACAGGGCACUGUGACUCCAGCUCCCAAGGCCCCCCGGGCUCUUGACUGUCCGCUGUGCCCCAAGGCUUUCCCGCUGCAGCGCAUGCUGACCCGGCACCUCAAGUGUCACAGCCCGGCGCGCCGCCACGUGUGUCACUACUGCAGCAAGGGCUUCCAUGAUGCCUUCGAUCUCAAGCGCCAUAUGAGGACACACACAGGGAUCCGGCCAUUCCGCUGUGGCGCCUGUGGCAAAGCAUUUACGCAGCGCUGCUCGCUAGAGGCCCAUCUGGCCAAGGUGCACGGGCAGCCGGCCAGCUACGCCUACCGCGAGCGGCGCGAGAAGCUACACGUGUGUGAAGACUGUGGCUUCACCAGCUCGAGACCCGACGCCUACGCCCAGCACCGCGGCCUGCACCGCCUGGCAUGAGCCGGUACACCUGCGGGCCGCUGCAACAGGGGCAA